AUGCUUCUCCCAGACCCGUCAAAUCCCUCGCUGAACGGAGGGACACCGGGGGCAUCGCUCCCCAUGAGCAUCCCCGCCGCUCCCGCCGGCAUCGCGAUCGAGCCCGACGGCUUUCCCGCCACGUCGCUGUCUCCGCCAGCCGGCCGCAUCCUCAAUGCGGGAGCUGCGGUUUUCGUGCCACGUGUCCCUUCCCGAGGAAGCCCGGUGCCUCCUCAGCCGGCGCAGCCGCCGCAUCCGGCGAUGAUGCCCAUGCCGCAGUCGAUGUCGCCGUCAAUGGCGCCGUCGAUGCCGCCAUUCAAUGUUCCGCACAUGGGGCAAGGCCUCCCCGCGCCUAUGGGGUACGGCCCACCGGGGAUGGGCGCGCAGGGCAUGUACGGGCACCCGGGGGGCGGCGGCGGCGGAGGCGGAGGCGGAUACAUGCACAGCGGAUCCCCGGUGGAGGCCAGUCCGCUAAUGCCGAUUGCCGCGGGUCCGCGCAGGCAAGCGCGCGGACACGGGGGCCACGCGCACGGACACGCGCAUGGGCACGGCGGGCACCCGCACGCGCACGGGCACAUGGGGGGAAUGAUGGGGGGGCCGCAUCAUGGGGGGGGUGUGGGGAUGGGGAUGGCGAUGGGGAUGGGGAUGGGUGUUCCUAUGGGGAUGCCGCCGGCGGGAAUGAUGGCGGCGACGGAGCGUGAGGGCGUCGUGGUGAUGCAGAGCGGCUCGCCGCAGAUGGUGCCGCAGAUGCCGGCGCAAAUGCCGGCGCAAAUGCCGGCCCAGAUGCCGCUUCCGGCCGUGGAACCCGCGGAGGCAGCCGGAAACGAGCUUCCUCACGAGGUAGUUGCGGCUGGGACGAACGGCGUCGCGCCUGCUGCUCCUAGCGCGGCGGAAGCGGCGGGGGCGGGGGAUGUUGAGAGUGCCGCGCAGUCGGGCAAUGGGGCAGCGGAAGCGGGGGGCUCCGAAGGGGCGGAAGCGAAAGCGGAAGCGAAAGCGGAAGUGGAAGCGGGAGGUGGAGGUGCGAGCGUGAGUGCGGAGAGGAGUGAGAAUGUGGGGUGCGAGGGGGAGGCAUUGACAGACCAAGGGAAGCAGCAGCAGCAGCAGCAGCAGCAGCAGCAGCCACAGCAUAAGCACCCGCAGGCCGGGCAUACUAGCGCGCAGGCGCAGGCGCAGGCGCACGGGCACGGGGCGGGGCAGGGGAAGGGGGGGCAGCAGGGAGCGGCGGCGGCGCAUGGGAAGGCGAAGGGGGGGAAGCAGGGCAAGGAGCCGAGCGUGCACUUAGCGGGCAAGGAGCUGGAGGAGGUGAAGGAGAAGAUGGUGCGACAGGUGCGUGCUGGGGCAGGUGCGUGCUGGGGCAGGUGCGUGCUGGGGCAGGUGCGUGCUGGGGCAGGUGCGUGCUGGGGCAGGUGCGUGCUGGGGCAGGUGCGUGCUGGGGCAGGUGCGUGCUGGGGCAGGUGCGUGCUGGGGCAGGUGCGUGCUGGGUCAGAUGCGCGCUGGGGCAGGUGCGUGCUGGGGCAGGUGCGCGCUGGGGCAGGUGCGCGCUGGGGCAGAGCCUCGCCCUUCCUCGUCCGUGCUCUGCUUUGCUCCCUCUUCUUGAGAAAAAUACCCUGCUCCCCCCCUUCCCCCUCUCUCUGCCCCUCUCUCUGCCCCUCCCUCUGCCAUCCUUGCCGUUCUUCCCGUCCUUUGCCCUCCCUCGCCGUUCCCAUACCUCCCUCACCGUUCCCAUACCUCCCUCACCGUCCUCUGCCGUCCCUUGCCCCCCUCGCUGUUCCUUUCUGCUAUCGUGGUGGGGGAGGAUGGCAAGAAGGUGCGGCGUGCGGUGGCUCUGGGGGAGGUGGAUCUGGAGGAGGUGCAGGUGAGCAGGGGAGGAAGGGGCAGGGGAGUGGGGGAGGUGGGGACAGGGAGUGGGGGAGGUGGGGGCAGGGAGUGGGGGAGGUGGGGGCAGGGGAGUGGGGGAGGAGGGGGCAGGGGAGCGGGGGAGGAGGGGGCAGGGGAGCGGGAACUUGGGAAGUGGGGAGAGUGGGGAAGAUUUUGAGCUUACUGGGGGAGGUGGAUCUGGAGGAGGUGCAGGUGAGCGCGGCCGCGGAGGGAUGGGGAAGCGGGGGGGACGGUGGGGAAGAGGAGGAGGAAGUGAGUAGAGUGAGAAAGAUUUGGAAUUUACUGGGGGAGGUGGAUCUGGAGGAGGUGCAUCUGGCCGAGAUUGGGCGCUCGGCGCGCACAGUGGUGGCGGAGAACCUACCAGAGGACCACUCCAUUCCGGCCAUGGAGGCCCUCUUUGCCAAAACAAGUUUGGUGGCGGAGAACCUACCAGAGGACCACUCCAUUCCAGCCAUGGAGGCUCUCUUUGCCAAGGCGGGCAAAGUGAAGAUGGUGCGAGUGUGCAAGCCUGAAGCGGCCAACAGUGCCAACCAGGCGGCGAUAGCUGCAGCAGGUGGGGGGGCAGGAGCGGGAGCAGGUGGGGGCAACAGCGGGAGGCACGGGCACAAGCAGCACGCACACCACCAUGACCUAGUGGUUACCAACAAGGUGGGGCUCUGGAAGGGUUUAUGA
Messenger RNA from Closterium sp. Naga37s-1, 2529 nucleotides. The record is from the annotation of a GenBank genome assembly. NCBI's taxonomy places the organism in Eukaryota, Viridiplantae, Streptophyta, Zygnematophyceae, Desmidiales, Closteriaceae.